GUUGAGCAUAUAUUUUGUUUCCCUCCAUGGUUUCUCCUCUCCGACUAACUUAGCGUUUGGCUCACUUCAUUAUACAGUCCUAUAUUCUCCCUCCAUUAGGGCAUCACUGCCUUUGGACUCGAGAUCCCGCGGAGACCCGAGAGAGAAAAGUUUCAGCGCCACACCACACGAUGGAAAUGGAAAAGAGGAUCCACUUGGAGCUAAGAAACCGGGCACCGGCUGAAGCGCGAGAACUUGUCCUGGACAACUGUCGAUCAGGGAACAUCGAAGGCCUGACGGAGGAGUUUGUCAACCUGGAGUUCCUCAGUUUGAUAAAUGUUUGCUUAAUUUCGGUCUCAAACCUGCCGCAUCUAGCAAAGCUCAAAAAGCUGGAGUUGAGUGAUAACAGAAUCAGUGGUGGCCUUGAUGUUUUAGCAGAGAAACUCCCAAACCUCACACAUCUAAACCUGAGUGGCAACAAAUUGAAAGACAUCAGCACAUUAGAACCAUUGAAAAAGUUGGAACACCUGAAGAGUCUGGACCUUUUUAACUGUGAAGUGACAAACCUGAACAACUACAGAGAGAGCGUGUUCAAGCUGCUGCCACAGCUCACCUACUUGGACGGGUACGACGUGGAUGAGAGAGAAGCGUCCGACUCAGACGGAGAGGUGGAUGGAGACGGAGCCGAUGAUGACGACGACGAGGAGGGAGAGGAGGAGGAAGACGAGGACGGUGAGGAGGAGGACUUUGAUGAAGACGAGGAUGACGACGAAGAUGAAGAGGAGGGAGACGGCGAGGAGGACGAUGAUGAGGUCAGCGUAGAAGAUGAGGAGGAAGAUUUCGGGCAGGACGGAGAGGUGGACGACGAAGAUGAGGACGAAGAUGAAGACGAGGACGAAUCAGCCCGGGGGGUGAAAAGAAAGCGAGACGGCGAGGAUGAGGACGAGGAGGACGAGGACGAAGACGACGAUUAAGAGCGAAACUGAAAACGAGAGCCGACCGAGUGACCCUUUCUCCCCAAUGUCCGUUCCCCCCUGCGACUCACGCCACUGUUAGAAUCCGUGUCUGCCCCUGAGCGACGUCACGGGGCAAGACUGCGCUGGACAGGUGGGCCGAGCGGAGAUGCCCCGCCCCUGGCCAUUUUUAUUCUCCCCCUACAAAGAACUGAAGUCCACCAAACAAGCUCCACUUCUCCCGACGGCCUUGAGCUUCUCAGGCCGUCCACCACUCUGCAUUCCACAAUUUCACUGUCGAUCCCUCUCUGUGUUCCAUGUGAGGACUUUGGGACUGGUUUCUAGUUUUUGGGUCUGUGCUUUUAAUAUUUCGUUGGAUGGUUUUUUUUUUUGGUAUUGUUGGAUUUGUUAUCUCUUUAUUUUCCCAUCCCUUUUUUUUUGUUCCCCUCCUUGUUUUCCCAAUAAAAUUAUUGCUAUAGCAGCUGUGCAACCAGCAAGCCAUGAUUUUUGUUUGUGUGGCCACCUGUUGCACAAAUCAAGGUUGUAGCUACAUUUUUACUUUCUGUAAGACGAGAAAACAACUUUGUAAAUAAAAAUGUAAACAUUU
Molecule: messenger RNA, 1539 nt
Organism: Synchiropus splendidus (mandarinfish)
Lineage: Eukaryota; Metazoa; Chordata; Actinopteri; Syngnathiformes; Callionymidae
Gene: anp32b
Product: acidic (leucine-rich) nuclear phosphoprotein 32 family, member B
Exons: 7
Coding region: 171-953 (260 amino acids)
Biological process (GO): regulation of apoptotic process
Cellular component (GO): nucleus
Molecular function (GO): histone binding
Source: RefSeq, a predicted model, not a curated record